CCCGACCUUGCUGUCCAGGACCUUGACCUAGCCCACUUUCUCUGUUCCCUUUUCUCACCUAGCUGUUGCUCUACGCUAAAAUUAAAGCCAGGGGGCUCCAGGUCCCAGACUCCCCUACUCCCACCUCCUGGAGCCAGGGAGUGAUCGAUGAAAGGAGGAGGCCAGAUGGAAAACAAACAGUUCACCACCACCAUGACACGAGACAUCCAGUCCCCUUUCUUCCUGCUGCUGCUACUCCUAGUGCUUACAGGUGAGGGGCACAAGAGUACAGAAACAAAGACUUCAGCUACUCAAGGCAGCCCAGCCUCCAGCUCCACUGAGAGAAAUUCUUUGUCUAUUAGGGUCUCUUUGUUUUUUUUGUCUUUCCACAUUUUGAACCUCCAGUUUAACUCUUCCCUGGAAGAUCCCAGGACCAACUACUACCAAGAGCUGCAGAGAAGCAUUUCUGAAUUGCUUUUGCAGAUUUAUAAACAAGAGGAUUUUCUAGGCCUCUAUAAUAUCAAUUUCAGGCCAGGAUCUGUGGUGGUAGAAUCGACUCUGGCCUUCCGAGAGGGUACCAUUGAUGCCCAGAGUGUGGAGACACAGCUUGUUCAACAUGAAUCAGAAGCAGCCAGAUAUAACCUGUCUAUCUCAAGAGUCAGUGUGAAUGCUGUGUCGUUUCCUUCCUCUGCCCAGACUGGGUCUGGGGUACCAGGCUGGGGCAUUGCCCUGCUGGUGCUGGUCUGCAUUCUGGUUGCACUGGCCAUCAUCUAUCUCAUUGCCCUGGCUGUGUGUCAGUGCCGCCGAAAGAACUAUGCACAACUGGACAUCUUUCCAGCCCGGGAUGCCUACCAUCCUAUGAGCGAGUACCCCACCUACCACACCCAUGGGCGCUAUGUGCCCCCGGGUAGUACCAGUCGUAGCCCCUAUGAGGAGGUGUCUGCGGGCAAUGGCCUCUCUUACACGAACCCGGCAGUGGCAGCCACUUCUGCUAACUUGUAGGGGCAUGUCGCCCACUGAACACCAGCCAGUGCCAGUCCACUUCCCUCAGGUUCUUCAUUGCCAGAGUCCUCUCCUCUGUUCUGAUCUGGUGAGCUGAGAAUUCAGGUGGCCUGCUCAGAGCCUCCCUCAGAGGCCCCACCAAUUCCCUUACUCAUCUUAGCCUGGUGUAGACAUGUGUGUAUCCCUGGGAGAUAUGCCUGGAGCAGUGGUGCAGUGGUGGCUCUCAGGAGGACUGGCCCAGAAGAGAUUGGGUGGAACCAGAGCAAGGCUGAAUAAAACGUGCCUCCCACUGCGCCAA
Molecule: messenger RNA, 1279 nt
Organism: Galeopterus variegatus (Sunda flying lemur)
Lineage: Eukaryota; Metazoa; Chordata; Mammalia; Dermoptera; Cynocephalidae
Gene: MUC1
Product: mucin 1, cell surface associated
Exons: 9
Coding region: 148-981 (277 amino acids)
Cellular component (GO): apical plasma membrane
Source: RefSeq, a predicted model, not a curated record